This is a messenger RNA of Emiliania huxleyi CCMP1516, 660 nucleotides long. RefSeq lists its product as hypothetical. NCBI's taxonomy places the organism in Eukaryota, Haptophyta, Isochrysidales, Noelaerhabdaceae. Gene Ontology annotation, cellular component: membrane. The transcript has 5 exons. Gene Ontology annotation, biological process: potassium ion transmembrane transport. Gene Ontology annotation, molecular function: voltage-gated potassium channel activity. The coding region runs from base 1 to 660 and encodes 219 amino acids. The record is from RefSeq and is a predicted model, not a curated record.
AUGUCAAAGUUGAAGCCGCGGUUGCCCAUGUCAACAGGCGAGUACGUCGGCGCCCCGCUACGCAGCGCGCCGCUCUCCAACCUCACGCCGCCGCUCACGAGCGCCGUCGCUACCAACUCGCUCAUCCGGGCGCCGACACACCGCGCCGCGAUCCACGACCUGCUCAACCGGCCGUCCUCGUCACGCGCGGCACUCGUUGUGCACUGGCUCAUCCUCGGCGCGAUCCUCGUCUCCACCCUCUGCUUUGUCCUCCAAUCCGAGCCGGCGAUGGCGUCGUGGCCCGGCUGGCGGCUCAUCGACGCGCUGGUCGCUGUCGGCUUCACGGCAGAGUACAUCACUCGCAUCAUCGUCGCCCCCGACGGGCGUGGCGACGAGGCGGCGGAGGAGGACGGGCGGAGGCCGCAGCCCGCGCCCUCCCCAACUGGGCGGUUGCCGGCUCAUUCCGAUGACCUGCCCGCGCGGCUGCGCCUCGCCAAGCAGCCGAUGAUGGUCAUCGACCUCGCGGCGAUCCUCCCCUUCUGGAUCGGCCUCGCCCUCGCCGCGUGCGUCCGCCGCUGCUUGCCCGCGCUGCGGCUGCUUCUCUUCUUCCUCAUGCUGCAGAACCUGGUCCUGGGAGGGUUCGUCUUCCACGCGGAGGCGCGGCUGGCGACUCGUGAGUAG